GUCGUUACAAUGAUGGCCGUCGGUUGCAUGCGCCGCGGCGGGACCCGCGCGGCGUCGUCGUCGUUCCGCCGCCACAUGUCGACAGCACAGAGACCCCUUCGCUUCUUGAUCGUGGAGGGGUACAACGAAGAAGGCCGGCAGGAGCUGGUGGAUAAUGGCGCGAUCGUUGCAUCCGAACUCUACGCGACGAUGCUGACCGCGUGCGCUGGACAUGUUCCAACGACCCAUCACGUAAUUUACCCCACCGACGGACCGGUCACGCUGCCUGACUUGAGUCAAUUCGACGGAGUGGCGUGGACGGGGUGCAGGUUGACUGUGCACCAAGCCAACGAUCCGCAUGUUGAGCGGCAUCUGGAGCUAGCACGCCAAUGCUAUGCCUUUGGCAUUCCUCAAUUCGGAAGCUGCUGGGCGUCGCAGGUCGCGGUGUUUGCCGCAGGAGGCAAAGUGGCCAAGAAUCCCAAUGGUCGAGAAAUGGGCUUGGCUCGAAAGAUUGAGCUCACUCCGGAAGGCCGUGGUCAUCCGCUGUACGAAGGGAAGACGAGAGUCUUUGAUGCAUUCACGAGCCACUACGACGAGAUCACGCACUUGCCCCCCGGAGCCAUCAAGCUCGGUCGCAAUGCGUUUUCCCUGACGCAAGCAGUUGCUGUCCGGCACUUGAAGGUCCGCACUGGUUAUAACAACACGACGUCUGGGUGUACAUCAACAGCAUGAGGUAGGGCGAGUUCUGGGGCUUGCAGUAUCACCCCGAGUACAACCUGCACGAAAUGGCGAGGCUGACGAACGCUCGCCGCCAGCGACUGGUCAACUAUGGCCUGUUCCUGGACAUGGCCGCCGCCGACCGGUACGUUGCCGAGCUCGAGGAAUUGCACGCGCACCCAGAUCGCAAGGACAUUGCGUGGCGGCUUGGCAUCGAUACGGACGUGCUCGACGACGACAUUCGGUGCAUCGAAGUGAAAAACUUCAUCAAGCACUUGGUUCUCCCGUACAACCAAUCGCGCGUGCUGGUCCGGACGGACUGAUCGACUCGCCGUCGACAGCUCGACCACCGGCAACAUCGUGGGUCCAUCUCGACGCCAUCGCGCGGGCUUUACCUGGAGCUGUAGCUACCUAACAAAGCAUUUGAUCGAACGAGACAGCCAGCCACACGAGUUGCUAGAGUUUUUGGGUGCGGUCGAGGUCGGAA
Aphanomyces invadans is the source of this 1183-nucleotide messenger RNA. RefSeq lists its product as hypothetical. NCBI's taxonomy places the organism in Eukaryota, Oomycota, Saprolegniomycetes, Saprolegniales, Verrucalvaceae. The coding region runs from base 10 to 711 and encodes 233 amino acids. The transcript is spliced from 5 exons. The record is from RefSeq and is a predicted model, not a curated record. Gene Ontology annotation, cellular component: cytosol.